Molecule: messenger RNA, 384 nt
Organism: Lasiosphaeria miniovina
Lineage: Eukaryota; Fungi; Ascomycota; Sordariomycetes; Sordariales; Lasiosphaeriaceae
Product: ribosomal L29 protein-domain-containing protein
Exons: 3
Coding region: 1-384 (127 amino acids)
Biological process (GO): translation; maturation of LSU-rRNA from tricistronic rRNA transcript (SSU-rRNA, 5.8S rRNA, LSU-rRNA)
Cellular component (GO): cytosolic large ribosomal subunit; ribosome
Molecular function (GO): mRNA binding; structural constituent of ribosome
Source: RefSeq, a predicted model, not a curated record
AUGUCACAGUCUUCCAGCAAGGUUAAGGCGGCCCAAUUAUGGACCAAGAACAAGGAGGAUCUCGUCAAGCAGCUCGGUGUGCUGAAGACUGAGCUGGGCCAGCUCCGCAUCCAGAAGAUCGUGUCCUCGGGCACCAAGCUCACCAAGAUCCACGAUCUCCGGAAGUCGAUUGCCCGCGUCCUCACUGUCAUCAACGCGAAGCAACGGGCGCAGCUCCGCCUGUUCUACAAGAACAAGAAGUACCUUCCUCUCGACCUCAGAUCCAAGCAGACCCGCGCCAUCCGUCGCCGCCUGUCGAAGGAGGAUGCCUCGAGGCAGUUACUCAAGACCAAGAAGCGCGAAACCCACUUCCCUCAGCGCAAAUUCGCCGUCAAGGCUGCAUAA